AUGCAUGGCCAGGAUCACCGACACGUGAUCACCCAGCAGAAGAACAGCUCGCGGAGCCACCACCCCCACGACAGACCACCCCCACGACAGACCACACCCACGACAGACCACCUGCACGACAGACCACCUGCACGACAGAGCACACCCACGACAGAGCACCCCCACGACAGACCACCCCCACGACAGACCACCUGCACGACAUACUACCCCCACGACAGAGCACCUCCACGACAGACCACCCCCACGACAGACCACCCCCACGACAGACCACCUGCACGACAGACAACCCCCACGACAGACUACCCCCACGACAGAGCACCUCCACGACAGAGCACCCCCACGACAGACCACACCCACGACAGACCACCCCCACGACAGACCACCUGCACGACAGACAACCCCCACGACAGACUACCCCCACGACAGAGCACCUCCACGACAGAGCACCCCCACGACAGACCACCCCCACGACAGACCACCCCCACGACAGACCACCUGCACGACAGACCACCCCCACGACAGACUACCCCCACGACAGAGCACCUCCACGACAGAGCACCCCCACGACAGACCACCCCCACGACAGACCACCCCCACGACAGACCACCUGCACGACAGACAACCCCCACGACAGACUACCCCCACGACAGAGCACCUCCACGACAGACCACCCCCACGACAGACCACACCCACGACAGACCACACCCACGACAGACCACCUGCACGACAGAUAACCCCUACGACAGACUACCCCCACGACAGAGCACACCACGACAGAGCACCCCCACGACAGACCACCCCCACGACAGACCACCCCCACGACAGACCACACCCACGACAGAGCACCCCCACAACAGACCACCCCCACGACAGACCACCUGCACGACAGAGCACCCCCACGACAGAGCACACCCCACGACAGACCACCUGCACGACAGACAACCCCCACGACAGAGCACCCCCACGACAGAGCACCCCCACGACAGACCACCCCCACGACAGACCACCUGCACGACAGACAACCCCCACGACAGACUACCCCCACGACAGAGCACCUCCACGACAGAGCACACCCAUGACAGAGCACCCCCACGACAGACCACCCCCACGACAGACCACACCCACGACAGAGCACCCCCACGACAGACCACCCUUCGAAAGACCACCCCCACGACAGACCACCCCCACGACAGACCACCCCCACGACAGACCACCCCCACGACAGACCACCUGCACGACAGACAACCCCCACGACAGAGCACCUCCACGACAGACCACCCCCACGACAGACCACCCCCACGACAGAGCACCUCCACGACAGACCACCCCCACGACAGACCACCCCCACUACAGACCACCUGCACGACAGACAACCCCUACGACAGACUACCCCCACGACAGAGCACCCCCACGACAGACAACCCCCACGACAGAGCACCCCCACGACAGACUACCCCCACGACAGAGCACCCCCACGACAGACCACCCCCACGACAGACCACCCCCACGACAGAGCACCCCCACGACAGACCACCCCCACGACAGACCACCUGCACGACAGACAACCCCCACGACAGACUACCCCCACGACAGAGCACCCCCAAGACAACCCACCCCCACGACAGAGCACCCCCACGGCAGACCACCCCCACGGCAGACCACCUGCACGACAGACCACCCCCACGACAGAGCACCCCCACGACAGACUACCCACACGACAGACCACCCCCACGACAGACCACCCCCACGACAGACCACCCCCACGACAGAGCACCCCCACGACAGAGCACACCCCACGACAGACCACCUGCACGACAAACAACCCCCACGACAGACUACCCCCACGACAGAGCACCUGCACGACAAACAACCCCCACGACAGACUACCCCCACGACAGAGCACCCCCACGACAGACCAACUGCACGACAGACAACCCCCACGACAGAGCACCCCCACUACAGAGCACCCCCACGACAGACUACCCCCACGACAGACCACCCCCACGACAGACCACCCCCAUGACAGAGCACCCCCACGACAGACCACCUGCACGACAGAGCACCCCCACGACAGAGCACACCCCACGACAGACCACCUGCACGACAGACAACUCCCACGACAGAGCACCCCCACGACAGAGCACCCCCACGACAAACCACCAGCUUGACGACCGCAACAAGGACAUCCUAGCGGCCGGUGGGCCCGGCGCGCGACGGUGA
Messenger RNA from Bacillus rossius redtenbacheri, 2220 nucleotides. RefSeq lists its product as uncharacterized. Bases 1 to 2220 code for a protein of 739 amino acids. Lineage: Eukaryota; Metazoa; Arthropoda; Insecta; Phasmatodea; Bacillidae. The transcript is spliced from 2 exons. The record is from RefSeq and is a predicted model, not a curated record.